AUGGCUGCGGGCUCUAGCAACGCCCCAGCGCGAUAUAGCUCAUCGCCUGAGUUGUCAGAUCCACCUUCUAUGUUAUCAGCUCCUGCAUCGCCAUCAGGGUAUAAUAGAGCGAAGAAUGGAGGUGAACUGGAUGAGAUUGUGGUCGAUCCCACCACUAUUCGAUAUGAUGGAUCCGGUCAGCCUAUGUUAACGAAGGAUGGCUUACCAAGGAGAAAGCCUGGCCCGAAGCCGGGGACAAGAAUCAACAAACGGAGUAGUACGAAUCCCGAGGAGGGUGAGAAGAUCAAGCGGGUCCGGAAACAGAAAGAGAAAGAUCCGAACACCUCAACCACGUCAAGGAGGCGUAAGGUUACAUCGUUGGAUGGUGAGGCGAGUGAAUCACGAUCACGGGCAACUAGUGUCGCUGGUGGUACAGGCAAUGGAACAACAGCCCCUUCGCGACAAACCAAGAUCACUGAGAUGGUCACUGGUCAAAAUCAAAACCGAUUAGAGCCAACUCCUCAAAGAGAAGUAAAACGGGAAAACAUACUUGGAUCCAUGUCCAACAUCCUGAACGCGGAACCCGAGCCACCACAGCAAUAUUCGCGUCAGCAGUCCCAGCAAGCCCAGCAGCAGCCGGCGCGCCCAAGCAUGCCUUCGCGGACAAGUGGCACGAAUUACGACCCCAUCCGUUCAUCAAAUUACGACCCGAUACGGGGAACUAUGAGCUAUUCUAAUCCAAUGGGAUCUCCUCGCGGCCCGUCCACCACCACGGGUAUCGUUAACCGCGCAAGCGCAUCUCCGUCUAUCGCGAGUCUUGUUGACCCGCCCGUGCCCAAUAUUAUUUCUCCAGUCCCGUCACACACGUCUUUUACGCAUAACGUACAGUCACAUUCUCAAGCACAGUCUGGCGCCCAUAAGGAAUCGAGCUCAAUGCCGGAAUCACCUAACCCCUUCCGCAAGGAAUUCAUUCCUCCUCCGGCGCCAAAGCCUCCUACGACCGAGGCUAAGGAAGUCAAGGAGACUAAGGAGACUAAGAAGUCGGUGCCACCUCUCGCCCCUACGGCUACGGCUAUGUCUAAGAUUGAAAUUCGGCCAACGUCCAUUACUACUAUUGGUGGAGCUGGUUCAAAGAAGCCCUCGCCCAAGAAUCUGAGCCUAGCAUCAUCUCCUCGCGUCAACGCCACGAAGGACUCCCUCGCCCCUCUUCCCGCUGGACCCGAGCGCUCUAUCCUUGACUUCGGCAAAGCUGAACCGGGAUCGGAGACGGUUGCGCCAUCGAUCAUCCUCAACAUUCCACUAAAUGGGGAGACGAACAAGUAUAUAAAUUUCAUGCGUAUGGCCGAAGACCAGUACGGUUGGGAGGCCCUUCACCCGCGACAAGCCGAACACAAAGCACGCAAGGCCCGCAUUGCUGCGGCAUCCGCUGCAUUAGCCCAGAAUGAUUCCAGUCGCGAAGGGGACGAGAUGUCGGUAGAUGAAUCUGACAAUGAAGAUUCCAACGUCGAGAUGGGCGGUACCAGCGGACCUGACAAACCCGCCGAUGGGAAACCAGUAAAGAAGAAGAGGCAUUUCAAGGAGGACGAGUAUGACAAAGACGAUGACUUUGUUGACGACUCUGAAUUACUCUGGGAGGAGCAAGCGGCGGCUAGUAGAGAUGGCUUCUUCGUGUACUCCGGACCCUUAGUGCCGGAGGUUGAGAAGCCGGAAGCCGGGCGCGGUGAUGGUCUACCUAAGAGAGGACGAGGCUCGCGUGGCGGUCGCGGCGGUACACGCGGAGCUACUAGCACGACAGGGCGAGGCCGCGGUGGUGGACCUGGGUCUCGUGGAGGAGUAGUACGAAAACCCCGAAUGACAAAAGCAGACAAGGCUCAGAUGGAUCGCGAGAAGGCCGAGCGCGAGGCAACACUGUUGAAAUCAGCGACCGGCGGAUCCUACAACGUUCUGCACCCGGGCAGCCCGCAAUUUGCGGGCCUGUAG
Molecule: messenger RNA, 1959 nt
Organism: Annulohypoxylon maeteangense
Lineage: Eukaryota; Fungi; Ascomycota; Sordariomycetes; Xylariales; Hypoxylaceae
Product: HPC2-domain-containing protein
Exons: 2
Coding region: 1-1959 (652 amino acids)
Source: RefSeq, a predicted model, not a curated record